AUGAUUAAUUUACAAACCUUAGAUUUUCAUUUAUCAAACUUUGAAGAAUCCAACAGAUGUUUUAACGAUGAAGAAAAAUUCGGGAUAUUAUAUGGAAUGACAACAUUAGAAGAGCAUAUAAAUAAAGAGAUAUAUCUGUGGGGCAAAAUUGAAGGUCUAGAAUAUGAUUAUUAUAUUACAUAUUAUUUUAAUCAAGAGAAUUUUUUUCCAAAAAAAAAAUUUUAUUAUUGUAGAAAUGAUUAUGUGUUUCAUGAGAUGUUAAAGGGGAAUGAUGAUUUUAUAGAAAAUAUGGAGAGGAAAUUACCUUUUACAUUUUUUAGUGGAUAUCCUCAAAAGAUCUUUUAUUCUAAGGAUAAAACGAAAGGAUUGAAAAAGAAGGUGAUCAACGGGGGUGAUAGUAAUGAUGAUAGUGAUAAUAAUGAUAAUAGUGAUGGUAAUGAUAAUAGUGAUGGUAAUGAUAAUAGUGAUGAUAAUAAUAAUAGUGAUGAUAAUAAUAAUAGUGAUGAUAAUGAUAAUAGUGAUGAUAAUGAUAAUAGUGAUGAUAAUAAUAAUAGCGAUGAUAAUAAUAAUAGUGAUGAACACAGUAAUGAUGGUGAUGAUAAAAUAAAAUCUACUUCAUAUACUACAAAAGAAAAAAAAAAGAGUCAGAGGAACAACAUUUAUAAUGACAAAAAUACAGAUAUAAAAAAGAAAAAAUAUGAGAAACAAAAUAUUACAGAAUUAGAUAGAUUAUCAUAUACUGUUAGAAAAAUAGACGAAGAAGCUUUUAUCAUACCUUACAAUUCGAUAAGAAUAACAAACAACUUAGAAAUGAAAUUUUGUAAUUUUACUGGAUUCAAUAUAUUAGAUGCAUUAAAAUUAACUUCAUGGGUUCAUUUUCGAUAUCCAAAAAAUUUAACAUAUGACAAAAUUAAGAAUUAUAAUUCUUUUUUUCUAAAUAAUUUUUUAGAUUCUAUAAAAAGUGAUAUCCCUUCAAAUAUAUGGAAUAUAAAAAUAAAUAAACAAUUAAAUAAAAUUUCUAUAUUAAAUGCUUUAUAUCCCGGUUAUAUAUUUUAUCAUAUGCUUAAUACACCGUUUUAUGCAUCAUUAUAUAUAGGCACAGGAGUAUCAAAUUAUGAUCUCCCAUUUUUACUACCAUAA
Messenger RNA from Plasmodium adleri (nom. inval.), 1140 nucleotides. Its product is annotated as conserved Plasmodium protein, unknown function. NCBI's taxonomy places the organism in Eukaryota, Apicomplexa, Aconoidasida, Haemosporida, Plasmodiidae. The transcript has a single exon. The record is from RefSeq and is a predicted model, not a curated record. Gene Ontology annotation, cellular component: axoneme. Gene Ontology annotation, biological process: cilium movement involved in cell motility; motile cilium assembly; axoneme assembly. Bases 1 to 1140 code for a protein of 379 amino acids.